Molecule: messenger RNA, 403 nt
Organism: Spirometra erinaceieuropaei
Lineage: Eukaryota; Metazoa; Platyhelminthes; Cestoda; Diphyllobothriidea; Diphyllobothriidae
Source: the annotation of a GenBank genome assembly
AUGAACGAUCGGUGAGCGCCCCCUACAAUUGUAUUGAAGGCAGUUCAUCAUAGUUUUCCCUUACCCCGCGCACAUACUUAAUCCUUACUGUCCUUUCCUUAGGUCCUACCUAAAAAUGAGUGACUACUCUGUCAGUCGACACGACAGAUUCACUGGCAACCAGUCGUCUGCUAUCCCCGUCAUCUGCAAUGCGGAGGCUACAUGCCAGACGCUGAUGCAUCCAACCCUUCACCUCCCGUGUGCACACCCUCGUCACUCUUUCCAUAACAUUUUCCCUCUGACACCGCAUGUUCCUAAAGUUUCUGCCAAGCCUCGUUGGCACCCUCCUACUAGCGUGCAAAUGGCUAUCUGGUUGGAAAAAUACAUGAUAGGGUUGGCUGCUACGCUUUGGGUUAAACCAUAA